This is a messenger RNA of Drosophila miranda, 6097 nucleotides long. RefSeq names its product ubiquitin carboxyl-terminal hydrolase Usp2 (gene Usp2). The transcript has 9 exons. Gene Ontology annotation, biological process: protein deubiquitination. Gene Ontology annotation, cellular component: cytoplasm. Gene Ontology annotation, molecular function: cysteine-type deubiquitinase activity. The record is from RefSeq and is a predicted model, not a curated record. Lineage: Eukaryota; Metazoa; Arthropoda; Insecta; Diptera; Drosophilidae. The coding region runs from base 712 to 4008 and encodes 1098 amino acids.
GGAGGGUCGGUCUCGAGCCCGUCCUAUCGCAUUAGUUCAGCGUAUUUGAGCGGAUCCACCUAUGAUUCACCUUCUUACGGCAGAUAUGGACUUAACUCUUGCAGAUUGCGCCCCCUCUAACUCACUUAACCAAAGCAAAGCAAAGACAAAACCAAAGCAAACCAAAGCAAACUCCCAACUCAACUAAACUAAACUCUAAACUCAACUAAUCGAACUACCGAGUACCGAAAAACAACAAUAACUAUAAUCUCUGAAUCGCUGACUAACCCCGACCCACGACCAGUUCAGUCCCAGCCACACCCCCUAUCCCCAGCAAUCGCUAGAGACACUACAUGACUAGGACUAGGCGAAACCCCAUUGGCUAGGAGAACUCUCCUUCGGCCUCCCCUUUUUAUUCUCGCCCAAAAAAAACUACAGCAAAAAUAAGCAAAUAAAAAAAAAACAAAAAAACACUGCCCCCAGUAUAUAGGGCUCAGUAUUGAAAAAAUAAAAAACUAAGCAGGUCGUGACUUUAAAAAUCCUCAAAAUUUGAAUCCCUUUCGGCCAGACCUCAGUUAAAACUCAACUAUCAAACAAACAAAAAUAUACUACAAGCAAACAUUAACUGAAAGUCGGAACUAGCAAAAAAAACACCAGUCCAGGCAGAUUGGACAAGGAUCUGGAAGUGAAGGGAGAAUCCAGAUUGUGCAGACGACUGUCAGCUGAUGUUGAAUGAUGUUAGACGUUAAGAAGAACAGAGGUUUCCACAAGACUCCAGCAUCCAGACUGCAACGCGGAGGUGAGCCAGCAGUAGUAGCAGUAGCAGCCCCUUCCGCAGCAGCAGCGGCAGGUGCAUCCACAGUAGCUGCAUCCCAUCCGGGAGCAGGAAAGGUAGCAACCGCCACUGGUACCACAUCAGUGGCAUCCGGCAAAGGAGCAGGCGGCUCAAAGCGAGGCAUCCAUAAUAGCACGGCACGGGGCCGGGAGGGUAGAUCGAAAUACUCCACGGGACCAGGAAUCCCAACCGGAGGAGGUGCUUCAGUGGGAGUGGGCAAGGGGCAAGGUAAACACGGCUCAUCAUCAGCAGCAGGAGCGGCAGGAGGAGGAGGUGGCCGCUCAGUGACGACGGGAACAGCGGGCGGAAAUCCCGUGCGGACGGCCAAUCAGCGCUACUUCCUCGUGCCCAGCUUUAAGGACCCCACAUUCCUCAAGGAAGAGUGCGAGCUGGCCCAUGCCCAGGUGACGGGUGCUGGUGCGGGCAAGUCCAAAGCCACCCACGGCAAGCAGCGCUGUAGGGUGGGUGAGGAUAACAAAAACAAUAAUAACCAGCACAGCAGUCAUAACAGCCACCAGAACCACAAUAACCACAGCAGCCACAAGGCACAGGGCCAUGUGGCAGGUGGUGGACUAGGACCAGAAGGAGCAUUGAAUGACAUGCCGCGUCCGCCGAUGUUCAAUGGCAAUCAACAGGCGGCACCAGCAGGAGCAGCAGCGACGACGACGACGACGUCGAGCUACAACAGAAGCACCAUUAACGGUGGACACGGUAACGGGCCCGUCCACAAGCACGGCAGCAUCAGGGCCUCUGGCACCCAGGAGCAACAGCUAACGGCGGGACAGAAGGCGCUGCAGGCAGCCACAGCCUCACACACGGGCAGGACCCUUGGCAAGCUGAAGCCACUGACCUUCGGCAGCGGCUCCAAUAACAAUAACAACAGCAACAAUAACAACAGUAACAACACUAACAGUACCAGCAACCACAGCAACCACAACCAAUAUCAGAACCACGGCUACACCAGCCACACGAUCAUGAACGGACACAAUAAUAACAACAGCAACCACAGCAGCAGUGUCAACGGCAGCAACAACAACAUGCAGCGUGGACAGAAACUGAAGCAGCAGCCACAACAGAAGCAGGAGGCGCAACAUCAGUUGCAGCAACAGCUGCAAGACGAUGACAUCAGCUACAUAGACAGCGACGAUACGCCUUUUCCCUCCACAUCGGGAGCAGCAGCAGCUAAAGUAGCAGCUGGUUCUGGUGGAGCAGGAGCGGCUACAGCUGCAACUGAAGCUACAUCUACAGCUGCAGCCAAUCAAAGCGAUCCCAUGUUCAGGAACGUUGGCUACCACAAGCGUCCUAGGUCCACGAUAAUCACAUCCCACUCCAACUUUGCCGCCAGCUUGGAGAAGUUCAACAACCCGAAGCUAGUCAAUGGAACCCCUUCGGGAACAGGGAGGACAACUGAGGCAGGCGGUGGCCAACCACAAUCCGUGCUAUCCAGCAAUGCACGUUGGUAUGGCAUCGAUUCAGUUAGCAUUAAAGCCUCGAUUGAAAAAUUCAACAAUCUUAGCUGCCAGAAGCAGCGUCAGGGGCAACAUUCGGGCAAGGAGACGACAACUGGCUACUCCACGUCUCCCGCCGGAGGAGCCAGAGGAGCCAUGCCACGAGGUACUCACAUAGCGCAGACCUCGUCGAUCGGGAGCAGUGGAAAUCUGCAGCAGCAUCGCUACAGCGGCGACCUGGAAAAUGUUCGUUUAUCGGCGGGCCAUAGCAGCUCCCUGACGCGGGCCGCCUACCGAACCACGGCCCCCAUGAACUGUGUCGUCGCCCCGUUGCCGCGAGCAGUGCAGCCCGUCCUAGUGGCGUUCAAUCCACAGGUAAACGACUCCAAGACACAAUCAACCACUGCAGCGGCCACAACAACACUAGCUACAACCACAUCCGCCACAUCAGCCACAUCGGGCACUGUUUCCGCUUCCGCCUCCGGUUCGUCGUCUUCCGUCUCCACAGCCACGGGCACGGUCACGGUCACAGUCACGGGCUCGGCGGCAGCCAACGAUAGUGCCAGGAACGUGGUCAGCACACGGAACGUCCUGCCGCCCGUGUCGCCAACACCCAGCCGCUACUGGGAACGGGAUAGCAGCAACACCACCAGUCGCCAGUACUCCUCUUCCAACUCCUCAGCUCUGAGCGGCAGCAGCAAGUACAACACCGACGAGGGCUACCGGAGCGCGGCGACGCAGCGCGAAGAGAAAUCGGAAGGUCUGUGCGGCCUGAGAAACAUCGGCAACACCUGUUUCAUGAACUCGGUCAUCCAGUGUCUGAGCCACACGACUGAGCUAACCCGCUUUCUGCGCACACACCAUGGCUCGCGCUCGUCCGCCACCAAAGAUCAGCUAAUACUGUUCGAAUUUGCCAAACUCAUCCAGGAGAUGUGGACAUCAAGCGUGCACACCGUAACCCCCAUGGACCUCAAGCGGGCCUUCUCUGCCAAGCAUCGCAUGUACAGCGACUACAAUCAGCAGGAUGCGCAGGAGUUCCUGCGCUUCUUCCUCGAUUCGCUGCACUCGGCCCUCAACUCGGGCAUCAAGGGCGAGACCCUCAAUAUUGACGAUAAUCUCAGUGACAAUAAGAAGGCCGAUCUAACCUGGGAGUGGUAUACAAGGCAUGAGAACUCCUUGGUACGCGAUCUCUUUGUGGGACAGCUGAAGAGCACUCUGAAGUGCACAACAUGCGGCAACACGAGCGUGACCUUCGAUCCAUUCUGGGACUUGAGCGUGCCGCUGCCCUCCUCAUCGCGCUGCAAGCUGGAGGCCUGCCUGGAUCUUUUCAUUCGCGAGGAGAUUCUAGAUGGCGACGAGAUGCCCACAUGCUCUAAAUGCAAGACGCGUCGAAAAUGCACCAAGAGCUUCACCAUUCAGCGUUUCCCCAAAUAUCUUGUCAUACAUCUGAAACGCUUCUCGGAAACGCGCUGGAGCAAGCUGUCGAACAUUGUCGAGUUCCCCACUGCUGACCGCGACCUCAAUAUGGCCUCCUAUGGCGCAAACUCAAACUCGAAUGUGCAUUACUCUCUCUACGCGAUAUCGAAUCAUAUGGGAUCAACUGCUGGAGGUCAUUAUACGGCACUUUGCAAGCAUCCAGUUUCUCGCAAGUGGCAUGAGUUCAAUGACAACAUUGUGAGCGAUUCCGUUUCCGAAAACUUUCUCGUUUCAUCCAGUGCUUAUAUACUUUUCUACGAGCGUACGUAAGGCUCAGUUCUCAGUCCAAAAGGAGUCCUUGAUCUGUGUGGGGUGGCUUCUGGGCAGGGACAGGCAGGGGACAACAACAACGACAUCAGCAAACAGAUCAGAUCAAGGAGGGAACAGGGACAGCUUCAACCCCACUCCCAGGGCAACAAACAGGGACACCAGUAGAAACGCUUCGUAGAAUUGCAAAUGAACAGAUUUAUUUUAUAUCAAAAACAAAAUAUUACAAGAUCAACGCCAAGCUGAAGAAAACAGACCCCAAGAACACAAGCAAGAAAUUUCGGAAAAAGUUUAAUUGAAAAAAAAAAUAAAUCAAAAGAAAAAGCAGCGAGCCUGUACCCGGUCCCUGGUCCCUGGUCCCCGACAUUUAGUGUAUAUAAAAAUCCUGAACUUCGUGGCCUGAAAAGCGGUAGAAAACUAAAAAUUUGAUUCAACAACAUACAAAGAAUUUUUUCAAAUACAAAUAUAACUUUCGGCAAACUUAUCCCCUGUGCAGAGAACUCUCAAGCAAAUUCUGCUCCUUUAAAACAAAAUUAAAAAAUUAAAUUAAGUCCACACAUCCAUUACUCAGUGUGUCGAUAUUUCUUUAUUAUACUAUGCAUGUGUGAGUGUUUCUAAAUUCGAUAAUUUGGACUCAAUUAUUGGUUUGCCGGGAGAGGUCGAUGUGUCCAUGUGGUUGUGUGUAAAAAAAAGAACAAAAACUAAAAAAUAAUAAUUUAAAAAGAAAGAGAAACAAGAAACACCAAAACUUACAGCGAAAGCGAAGUGAAAACUAGUUCUAUAUUUAAAAUUCGUCUUUCGUGUGCAAUAUAUUUCAUCUAGACAGAGAGCAACAACACCAAUACUACUUAACGAUAAUCGCGAUUAACGAUAACGAUAACUGAUAGCUGGAAAGGAGGUUAUCGCCAUCGCACCAUAAAAAAUCACUUAAAAACAAACUAAAUACUAACUUAAAUUAAAUUAAAGCUACGAGCUACAAACGGCUUUUUAGAGACUAAGAUGAAACCCCACAAAUAAAAUAACUAACAUAAUUGAACCAUAAAAAGAAGAUGACGAACACAGAAGGGAAACAACGCAAAGUGAAGCUGAAUGCUGCAUUGUGAAAACGUACUUAUGAUAAAUGCUAAAUAUUAGUCAAAUUAAACAAAAACCAAACGAAAGAACAGAAACAAUUACACGUGUAAAGAAGGCAAGAGAGAGAAAAUGUGAAAGCGAUAUACGAGAAGAACACCAAACACCAAACAAGUUCCACAUCUACAUAUGUUGUUCCGUUACCCAGCGAAAGGGGGAAUACCCUAGGGAAUUAUUUGUCCUUUGUUUCCUUCUUCAGAUCUUUUGUUGGUCUGAGAAAAUCAGAACUAGUCUCAAAAAGUUUUAAAAAAGGCAAAGGAUCUACUUAAGGCCGUCCAAGCACCACUCUUCUUCAAUCUGGGGGUGGCGGUGCUGGACAUUGGCAAAUAAUAAAUAUCUCAAAUUUGUUUAAUUUUGUGCGUAUUUUCUAGUUUAAGUGGAGGAUCCCCUGACUCCUGCCCAUGCACAUCAACCAUUUCCUCUUCCUUGCCCACGAUCCCCCUGCCACCCAAAAACAGCGAAAGCCAACCAACCAACCAAUCAAUCAACCAGCCAAGAAAUACUUGCUAUCUAUAUAUAUAUGUAUACUUAUGAUAUAUAUAUAUACUUUUUGUUGCCUACAUUGUUUUUAUACCUAUAUAUAUGUAUAUGAGAUAUAUAUUAUGUAACUUAUUUAUUUAUUGUAUUUAUGUAAAUGAUAUAUUAACCAAACACACCCAAACAUACCGCGCCCCACACACAUAAACAGACUGCGACAGUACGAGGAAAUAUGUGUACAUAACUCAAUUUGUUUCCAGCAGAAAAGCAAAAGAAACAGCAACAAAUGUGCAAAUAGCCACGCCCACACAAAGAAGAACAAAUUUUUGGAAAUGCAACGUAAAUACCAAUAAAAGUGUAAAACAAGACAAAUUAUUUAUUUAUUUGUAAAUGAGAACAAAGAACAACCUACUAUAUAUAUUUCUUCUGGCUUAACUAUUAGUUAAAAUUAUAAUUGUUGGAUAUUUUACUAACGUUAAAAAAA